AUGACUCCAUUUGAAGCUUUGCAUGGCUUUGCACCUCUAUUACUUGUUCCUUAUCUACCAGGAGACUCAGAUGUGGAAGUUGUGGAUUUGGCUUUGCGGGAUAGAGAGGAAAUGAUAAGUAUACUCAAGAGAAAUGUACAAAAGGCAGCUGAGAGAAUGAAGAGGCAAGCCGAUCAGCAUAGGAGUGAUAAAGAGUUUGAGAUAGGAGACCAAAUUUUCUUCGACGUGCGUUUUAGUGUUCUUCUCCCGCCCAAGGGCAACGUCCUCGCUUGUGUUGAAAUGGAAAUGUCUGACAUAGAUCAAGCUGCAGUUAUUCCAGAUUGCAGGCCCGAGCUGCAACCGUACGUUGGUCAGGUGUUUCAAACAGUAGAAGAUGGAAUUUCAUUUUAUGAAGCAUAUGCCAAAUACUGCCGGUUUGAUACUCGAAGAUUUGGACACAAAUACGCACAUGGUGUCAAAACCUGGCAAACCAUUGUGUGCAGCAGGCAAGGUGAAAAAAUGGAUGCUGACGAAGACGGUAGCUCUACCAAACGUAGACGGCAUUCUAGCAGAUGUCAAUGCAAUGCGAAACUUACGAUGAAGUAUAUAAACGAUUCCGACAGUCCUCGAUACGUUGUCAGCAACUUUGUAGCCCAACAUAAUCAUGAUAUGGUCGAUACAAAGCACGUCAGAUACAUGAAAUCCAACCGUAACCUUGGGGAUAUCCAUUAUAAAUUCCUGCAGGACUGCACAAAAGCCAACAUUGGACCUACACAGACUUUCAAUUUAUUGAAAGAGUUCCUAGGUGGCUAUGAUGCUGUGGGUUGCACUGUUACUGAUUUACGGAACGGCAAACGCGACAUAUUGCAAGAAAUGAAAGGCGCUGAUGUCCAGAUGAUUUUAAAUCAAAUGGAGGAGAAGAAGAAAACCAGUGACGGUUUCCAUUACAAAUUCCAGCAAGGUAGUGACGGAAAGUUAAGUAGUCUUUUUUGGUGUGACGCUGUGUCCCGACAGAACUACAAGAUGUUCGGUGACAUUGUAUCCUUUGAUACUACGUACUCAACAAACAGGUAUUGCAUGGUGUUUGGGCCAUUCACUGGAAAAGACAACCACGGAUGCCCUGUUACGUUUGGUGUCGGGUUCGUUUCAAAUGAGGGAGCCGACUCAUUCUCUUGGUUGCUUAGUGAGUUUGUAGAAUGUAUGGGGUUCGCGCCCAAGUUGAUAAUAACUGACCAGGAUUGGGGGAUGAAACUUGCCAUAGAACGUGUGCUAACUAGUACUAGGCAUCGGUGGUGCAUGUGGCACAUCAUGAUGAAGCUUCCUGAAAAGGUACCCAAAAGAAUACUUGCCAACGAAGAGUUGAAGAAGGAUUUGGACUCUUGUAUAUGGUCUGAAUUGUUGGAGCCAGAGGAAUUCGAAGAAACUUGGCUGACCAUUAUGGACCAAUAUGGUUUACAAAAUGAAUCCUGGUUCACAAAUAUGUUCACACAACGAGAGUAUUGGAUUCCAGCAUAUUUUAGGGAUUUCCCAAUGGGGUCGCUGUUGAAGACAACAUCAUUCUCUGAGUCCGAGAACAGCUUUUUCAAAAGGUACACAAAACCCCACUUCAAUCUUGCUGACUUUGUGAUGCACUACAACAGUGCGUUAGAUGCUCAACGUAACCUAUCAGAAAGGCUCGAUUUCGUUGAUGCUACAAAAGUCCCCUUCCUCUCAACGGAGCUCUUAUUUGAGAACCACGCAGCAUAUAUUUAUACAAAUCGCAUCUUUCAGCAAGUUCAAAAUGAGAUCGUCGAGGCUCAUCAACGUUGCAGAAUGACUCACUUCGAGAUGGAAGAUAAUACUGAGAUUUACACAAUAACGGACAGCCUUCGAAAUAAAGUUGUUGUCCGCCAUGAAGUUGGCACCGAAUCGUACCACUGUGAUUUUUCACUAAUUGAUCGCAAGCGAGUUGUAACAGCCAAACUGCAUUCACUAUACUUUCGCUUAGUCCAACGAGCACAGAGCAAUGACGAUGACAUUGUUGCAUUAUUCGACGGAAUGGAAGAACUUAGUCAAAAACUCUUUGGGGGUACAGUACCUUCAUGGUCUUCCAUGGAUAAAGCACAGAGGAUUGAGGGUCUGUACGGGGCAUCUCGACCGAGUGUUGUUAACGUGCACCCUCCCGAUGUAGUGAGUACAAAGGGAUCUGGCAGCAGUUCUGGAAAGCGAAUUGCGUCAGCAACUGAGAAGGCCAUCAUACUACAGAAUAAACCUAAGAGGCGAUGUGCAAAGUGUCGAGAAAUGGGCCAUCACGAUGCAAGGAAUUGUGGUAGGGAGAAAGGAAAAUCUAAAAUGUAG
This is a messenger RNA of Salvia splendens (bonfire salvia), 2316 nucleotides long. RefSeq names its product protein FAR1-RELATED SEQUENCE 5. The record is from RefSeq and is a predicted model, not a curated record. Gene Ontology annotation, molecular function: DNA binding; transposase activity. The coding region runs from base 1 to 2316 and encodes 771 amino acids. NCBI's taxonomy places the organism in Eukaryota, Viridiplantae, Streptophyta, Magnoliopsida, Lamiales, Lamiaceae. The transcript has 5 exons. Gene Ontology annotation, biological process: DNA transposition.